Molecule: messenger RNA, 336 nt
Organism: Cercopithifilaria johnstoni
Lineage: Eukaryota; Metazoa; Nematoda; Chromadorea; Rhabditida; Onchocercidae
Source: the annotation of a GenBank genome assembly
AUGUAUAGCUCGAAUCUUUCAGAUAAACAGGACAAUAAAACCAUAGAACACGAUGGAGAGUGGGAAUCGAAAACAGUGAUAUUGGAGAUUGGUGGUAUAAUGGAUGUGAACGCAGCACGAGAGGCUUUGAAUCGAAGUGAUAGUGCUAUACGUCGAUGCAACACAGAGAAUCCGAUACUACAAAUUUCCAAUUCUCUCUUCACAGCUGAAUGGAAUUCCAUUAUAGGCACGGAUAUGAUUUUCAAAUUAGAAGAGAAACAGCUUCGUUUUGUUGAAUGUUCAGAUGUUAGAUUGAAAGCUGAAAAAGCUUUGGUCAUUGAUAAUGAUGACAAGUAA